AUGACAGUAGAUCACCGGCAAUUACAAACAGUACCGCUAAAUGUUUGCAUCGAUUUAAAACAAAAUCUAAGAAUAAGUGAUCAGUCGGUUUCGUUAUCCCGCACUGGCUUCACAAGCAAAUCAGAGGAAAACUGUGCUAUGGAAAGUUCUCAAUCGGUUUCGCUACCGUCAACAUCAACGCAUCCAGAUUCGGCAUGGCAACGUAAACUGAAUGCUUAUGUGGCAUCUUCACAUCAAGAAAUACUGAAUGAUGAUGACUUUAAUCAGAAUUUGAAACGAGCUCUGGAAGCUAUCGAAGCUGGCAUACAACCAAUACGAAUUGCAGCUGGAAGUUCCGGAUCAUAUUUUGUACGUGAUAUCAAUUAUCAAAACAUAGCAGUAUUUAAACCGAAAGACGAGGAACCAUUUGCACCACAAAAUCCUAAAUGGCCGAAGUAUUUUCAGCGUAUGCUUUGUUUUUGCUGUUUUGGAAGAGCAUGUCUUAUACCAAACAAUGGUUAUAUAUCAGAAACUGCUGCUUCUCUUGUUGAUGAGAAAUUCCAACUUCAUAUAGUACCGAAAACACGAGUUGUAAAACUUGCUUCACCUGCAUUCUAUUACAAAAAUGGAUCAAGCGCUAAAAGCAAAGGACCAAAGGGAAAAGAUGGCAGUUAUCAACUAUUCCUGAAUGGAUAUGUAAAUGCCUCCAAUAUUAUACCGCGGUGGAACAAGGGCGGUGGAUUAUGUCCAUUGACAGCGGCGGAAGUUGAACGAUUCAAAUAUCUAUUUCAGAAACUGUGCAUUCUUGAUUAUGUUAUUCGCAAUACAGAUCGCCAUAUGGAGAACUGGCUCAUUAAAUAUGAACCAGGAAAAGUAUUGGAACUUGCUGCUAUCGAUAAUGGAUUGGCAUUUCCAGUGAAACAUCCCGAGACAUCCAGUCGUUUACGACAAUUUCCAUUUGCUUGGGCACAAUUGUCUUGGGCUAAUCAUCCGUGGAAUGAAGAAUUACGAACAUUUCUACUCCAAUUGCUAACACCACAAUUCGUGCAAAGCUUAUGCGAUGAUAUUACUACCUUAUUCAAGUAUGACCGUGAUGUGAAUCGCUUUUUAAAGUACAGCCAGUUGCGGGUAUUAAGAGGCCAGAUUUGGAAUUUACGAUUAGCUUUAAUGAUGAAGGAGUCACCAGCAGAGAUGGUGAAACGACCACUAGUUCUUGUUUCACGGCGUUUUCGUCGCCACCCACCUAAUGAUGAUUGGAAUCGAGCAUUUCGAGUGAAACCAGUUGAAUUUGGUAACCGAAGGUGUUGCUAA
Molecule: messenger RNA, 1290 nt
Organism: Brugia malayi
Lineage: Eukaryota; Metazoa; Nematoda; Chromadorea; Rhabditida; Onchocercidae
Exons: 8
Coding region: 1-1290 (429 amino acids)
Biological process (GO): endosome organization; phosphatidylinositol phosphate biosynthetic process; Golgi organization
Cellular component (GO): plasma membrane; endosome; trans-Golgi network
Molecular function (GO): 1-phosphatidylinositol 4-kinase activity
Source: RefSeq, a predicted model, not a curated record